Molecule: messenger RNA, 5100 nt
Organism: Acanthamoeba castellanii str. Neff
Lineage: Eukaryota; Discosea; Longamoebia; Acanthamoebidae
Product: RNA polymerase Rpb1 protein
Exons: 28
Coding region: 1-5100 (1699 amino acids)
Biological process (GO): DNA-templated transcription
Cellular component (GO): RNA polymerase I complex
Molecular function (GO): DNA binding; DNA-directed RNA polymerase activity
Source: RefSeq, a predicted model, not a curated record
AUGGGCGAGCCCAAAUUCCGAAAGGUCAAGAAGGCACACCCGGCCUUUGAGCGAAGGAUCGGAUCUGUGCCGCGCGCCAAGGCUGCAUUUCAUCUGUUGGGGUGGCAGGACGGACCCAAGGGCACAGAAGAUGAAGAAUUCUACGUGCUCGAGGUCACACCAGCCAACCAAGAGGCCGUGGAGAAGCGAUUGCACUUUGCCAGAGGCGAGCUCGAGCGUAUCAAGCAGGAGCUGCUGCAGAGUGGUCCGAGGUUCAUCGACCCUGCAGCAACCACCGCCCCGCAAGGCGGCGACGGCACGGGCGUGACCGAGCUGGGCCAGCUCUUCCCACACCUCGAAGGCGUUCGCUUCAGACUGCCGGCCGACUGGGUCUUCAUCAAGGUGGAGCCAACGCGUGGCCUUGCCGUGUUCAAAUCGCUGGAGCUGAACCUGGGCGUGGUGCUCAACUACCUACCGCAGCCGUUGCAGCGCGCGUGGCUCGACGAGGCCUCUCUUGACUUUUACCGUCACAACCUGCGACUGCACGCCGCUCACAACAAGGGAGGAUAUGUGGCCGGCAUCACCAAGCGGGCACAGCCGGAGGACUUCUACACGGCGGAGGAGAUCAAGAAGAUCAGUGUCAAGCGGAUCCUCACCACCGCCUCGCUCGAUGUUCUCGGCAACCCCAUUCCCGGCGGUCUCUACGAUCCUGCUAUGGGUCCCAUCAACAGAUUUGAAACAUGCGCUACCUGCGGCCUGGGCGAGCGUGACUGCCCCGGACACAUCGGACACAUUGAGCUUGCCGUGCCGGUGUACAAUCCCAUGAUGUUCAAGCAGCUCGUGCGCAUCCUGCGCGCCAAGUGCUUCGAGUGCCACCAGCUUCGCCUGUCGCGGGACAAGGUUAACAGACUGGCCAAGUCGCUGAGCCUGCUCGAUGAGGGCAAGAUCGUGGAGGCGCUCGAUGUGGAUAACUACUACCUCCACCGUGAUUGGUGCGCCGAGCAGCUCAAGGAAACCGCAUCGACCGAUGGCCCGAAGCCGAGCAGGAAGGUGCUGGCCAACCUGACCGCGCUGCGCAAGUAUGCUCAGGAGACGCUCGAGAAGAUCAAGACCGAAGAGGAGGCCUACGACAACGCCCAUCAGGGCAUUCACAACCAAUCUGUCGACGAGCUCUUCAAGGCCAAGAGCUCGCGCACCCAGGAGUUCAGACGCGCGCUGGUCGAGCUCCUGCACGCUGUUCCCAAGGUCUGCGAGAACUGCAAGAGUAAGAGCCCGAACAUCCGCGGCGACAGGAAAGAGAAGAUCUUCAAGACCACGCUCGCCAGCACGGCCAAGGCCGUCAACAAGAUGGUCGCCAGCAGCAACGCCGCCAAGACUGCAGCUGCGCAAAAGAAGAAGGGGAAGGAGGAGGCGGAAAAGGCCGACAAGAGUAAGAAGAAGGCCAAGAAGACUGACGAGGAAGCCGGCAGCGAUGACGACGACGACAAGAGCGACAGUGACGAUAGUGACGACGACAGCGACGAGGGCAGCGAUGACGACGACGAGGAAAAGAGCGCUAGCGAGGAGGAGCAAGCGGAGGAGGUGGUCAAAAAGGCCAAGAAGCCCGCCGCCAAGUCAUCCUCCAAGGUCAAGUACAUGGCGCCGAGCGAGGUGCUUGACCACAUCAAGAAGCUGUACGCCGCCGAGGAGAAGAUCAUGCGGCUUGCCUUCGGCUCCAUUCGCCUCAGCCACAACCUGCCCGCCCACCGGGCCGCGGACCCGAUGGUCUACUUCCUUGAGACCGUCGCCGUUCCUCCCUCGCGCUUCCGUCCUCUCAACAUGGUGAACGGAAUGGCCAUGGACCACCCGCAAAACAUCUACCUCGCUCGCAUUAUGACCUACAACGACCAGCUGCUGACCGCCAAGACCGACAAGGGCGAGAUGACCGUGGAGCAGCGAGUCGAGCUCUGGAUCUCGAUGCAGAAGACCGUGAACGCGCUGUUCGAUAGCUCGAACGCUGGCGUUGGUGCGGCGGCCGGUAUCAAGCAGCUCCUGGAGAAGAAGGAGGGUCUCUUCCGUAAGCACAUGAUGGGCAAGCGCGUCAACUUCGCCGCGCGUUCCGUUAUCUCGCCCGAUCCCUUCCUCCAAACCAACGAAAUCGGCAUUCCGCUGGUGUUCGCGAUGAAGCUCACCUUCCCGGAGCCGGUCACGGAGACGAACUUCCGAGAGAUGCAGCAGGCGGUGAUGAACGGCCCCGGCAAGUACCCCGGCGCCAACGCCGUCAUCGACGAGAACGGUCACACGACGGUCCUGCGCGAGAGCGACGAGGCGGGCCGGCUGGCGCUGUCCAAGACCCUGCGCAACAACGAGAAGGGACUGGUCAAGGUGCUGCGUCACCUCCGCGACGGCGACGCCGUGCUGGUCAACCGACAGCCCUCGCUGCACAAGCCCUCGAUCAUGGCCCACAUCGUGCGCGUCCUCCGGACCGAGAAGACCAUUCGCAUGCACUACGCCAACUGCGAUGCCUACAACGCCGAUUUCGACGGUGACGAAAUGAACAUCCAUUUCCCGCAGAGCGACUUGGCGCGCGCUGAGGCCUACACGAUCGCGUUGGGCGAUGAGCAGUACAUCGUACCGACCGACGGCAGCCCGCUCCGUGGUCUCAUCCAGGAUCACGUGGUGAUGGGCUCGCUGCUCACCAACAAGGACACCAUGCUCACGCGCGAGGAGUUCCAGCAGCUCCUCUACGCCGCCAUCUCCACGCUCCCGCCCACGCGCGGCUCGGCCCACCUCCGCUACCAGACGCCCAUCAUCACCAUCCCGCCCUGCAUCGUCAAGCCCGUGCCCCUGUGGUCCGGCAAGCAAGUGAUCAGCAAUCUGCUGAUGGAGCUGCUCAAGGGCUACCAGCCGCUCAACCUGGACAGCAGCUCGAAGAUCCCGGCGGCCAGCUGGAAGGAUCACUCGGAGGAGGGCAUCGUCAUCGUGCGCGGUAACGAGCUCCUCACCGGCAUCCUCGAUAAGUCGCAGUUCGGUGCCUCGGCGUAUGGUCUUGUCCACGCCACGUACGAGUUGUACGGUUCGAAGAAGGCGGGAGAGCUGCUGAGCGCACUCGGCCGUCUCUUCACCUUCUACCUCAACACCGUCGCCUUCACCUGCGGUAUCGACGACAUGCUCAUCAACAACGAGUUUGAUAGUGUGCGGCAGGGGCUGCUGCGGAAGGCCAACAACAGCGGUUACGAGGUGGCCUCUGAGUUCCUGGGCUAUUCGAGCACGGACAAGGUCGACCGGCCGGAGGUGCGGCAGGGCCUGGGCCAGGCCGUGCGCGACCCCGACGAGGCGACGACGUGGGACAACCUCAUGAAGAAGCAGAUGUCGUCCAUGACCACGGACAUCAUCAAGGAGACGAUGAAGGGCCAGGUCAAGAAGUUCCCCUGGAACAACCUCACUCUCAUGACCACCUCCGGUGCCAAGGGCUCCAUGGUCAACGUGUCGCAGAUUUGCUGUCUGCUCGGUCAGCAGGAGCUCGAGGGCAAGCGUGUGUCGUCGAUGAUCAGCGGCAAGACGCUGCCGUCGUUCGAGCCCCAUGAGGCCGAGGGUCGCGCCGGCGGCUACAUCGCCGAUCGUUUCUUGACCGGCAUCCGCCCGCAGGAGUUCUUCUUCCACUGCAUGGCCGGCCGAGAGGGUCUGAUCGAUACCGCCGUCAAGACCUCGCGUUCGGGCUACCUCCAGCGCUGUCUCGUCAAGCACCUGGAGUCGCUGAGAGUGUGCUACGAUGCCACGGUGCGCGAUUCGGACGCGUCGGUGAUUCAGUUCAACUACGGCGAGGACUCGAUCGAUAUUACCAAGAGCAAGCACCUCGAGCGCUUCUCCUUCCUCUCCAAGAACACGCCCGCGCUCGUCCAGAAGUAUUACUUGACGGCGGCCAGACAAGCGCUUCAGACCAAGCCCACCAAGCGGUACCUCAAGAAGCGGGCGAAGAACGCCAAGCUCAACGAGGAGUCCACGCUCCAAUCCGAGUUCGAGACCUUCCUCCACCUGGGUGCCGUGUCCGAGCGCUACCAGGAGAAGCUUGAAAAGCGGGUGCGACUCUCGGACGGGGACAUCAACCAGGCGAUGAGCGGCGAGAACGACGACGCGGAGGACCCCACCACCCAGCGCAAGAGCACGCGCAACGAGGAGGACGAGUCGGCCGCGCUCGGCAAGGAGAGGAGCCGCAAGCAGGAGCACGCCUCCUACGACGACGCCGAAGAGGAGGAGCUGAGGGAGGUGGCGGAUGCCGGUCGCAAGCAGAAGCACAGCGUCGACUCGUCGCUGUCGGAGAUGAAGACCAGGCUCAAGGGCAAGCAGGACGACGAUGAGCAGACGACUGGCAAGUCCGCUGGACCUCAGAAGGUCGCGCCCGUCAAGGCCACUACGCGCGCCUCGCCGAGCAAACCGCGCAAGGUGCUUCUCGGCAGCGAUGAGAUCCUCAAGGACUACAGAUUCGACCACAAGCGGAUGCUGGUGGAGGUCGAGGUGAAGGUGGGCAUGGCCGAUAAGAAGCUGCUCAUGAUCUCGUUGGUGGAGGCUCUCGUCGCCAACUUCGUCGUCAAGCAGGUCGACGGCAUCAAGCGAGCCUUCGUUAUCCCGCCACCGAAUGGCCAGACCAAGUAUGCGGUCCAGACGGAGGGCGUGAACUUUGGCAUCAUCGCCCAAUUCGCCGAUGUGGUCGACCUCAGCGGGGUGAGGUCCAACGAUAUCUACGCCGUACUCACCACCUUUGGCGUCGAAGCUGCCCGCCGUUCCAUCGCCGACGAAAUCAACGGCGUGUUCAAGGUCUACGGUAUUGGAGUAGAUCACCGUCACUUGGCGAUCAUCGCCGACUACAUGACGUUCGAGGGCGGCUACAAGCCCUUCAACCGAGCUGGCAUGAACAUGUCCACGUCGCCCUACCAGAAGAUGUCCUUCGAAACCACCACCGUCUUCCUCGCCGACGCCACCAUGCGAGGCGACUGGGACCCGAUCUCCAACGCUUCGGCAUCGCUGGUGCUGGGAAAGGUGGUAGAGGGCGGCACGGGCUGCUUCGAGCUCCUCCAGCCCCUCAUCCUCCCCACGCAACCGGCCACCUCGACCGGCGACGACGCCGACGCCAUGAGCGAGUAG